Seminavis robusta is the source of this 1320-nucleotide messenger RNA. NCBI's taxonomy places the organism in Eukaryota, Bacillariophyta, Bacillariophyceae, Naviculales, Naviculaceae. The record is from the annotation of a GenBank genome assembly.
AUGGCUGCAGGUGAGCAACAACAACAACAGCAGCAGGGAAAGGGUCCUAACAAUCGUAACAACAACCGCCAGAAGUUCACUGGCAACUGCAACUGCUGUGGCAGAAAGGGCCACAAGGCUGCAGACUGUUGGGACCAUCCAGACAAUGUAGACAAGAAGCCCAAGUGGUAUGUCCCCAAGAAGGACAAGACUGAGGUCAAUGCUGCUGCUACAAGUCCCAAGCCCAAGAAAGGCUCACGUGGUAAAAAUGGUGGGGGUGGUAAAGGUUUCGACAUCCUGAUGGGAGUUGUUGAUCUCUUUGACCUUCAAGUCCAGGUGCUAGACAAGCUCUCUGAGCAUUUGCAAGAGUUCCCCAAUUCUGUUGCUCUUUUGCAAGACCCCAAUGUCUGGAUUGUUGACUCUGGUGCAUCUUACUCAAUGACCUGUCACCUGUUUGGACUGUAUGAUUUGCAACCUUUGCCUGAGUCUGAAGCCCCUGUGUGUGCCAAUGGUGGCACAGCAUCUGUUACCCAGCUUGGUCGCUUGGAUGGUACCAUCUGUGACAAUCAAGGUUCUCCUUGUAUGGAUGCGUGUAUGACUGAUGUUGGAUACUGUGAACAUGGACAGUUCAACCUAUUUGCCUCCAACCGUCUUCUCAAGCGAGGCUGGACUGAACAAGGCAAUGAGUUUCGCAAGUUGUUCACAAGUCCCACUGGUGUAUCUUUUGCAGCUGACAUCAUCAUUGACACCAAGCGUGGCAGGAUCUAUGCGCUCUAUUUCAAGCGUCAUGGCCGGUCUGAAGUUCUCACUCCUGCCAUUGAAGCUGAUUCUACUGGACCUAGGAUGAGCAUUGCUAAGGCUCAUCAACUGUUUGGACAUAGCAGCGAAGACAUCACAAGGAAGACUGCCAAGGCCCUCAAUAUUGUCUUGACCCGUGGUACUCUUGCUCCUUGUGAAGCUUGUUCUCGUGCUAAAGCCAAGCAGAAGAAUGUCCCCAAGGAGUCCGAUCUCCAAGAGCAGUUGACAUUGGACAAUGACAGACUGCAUUUGGAUCAGAGUACUUUGAUCAACAAGGAGACUGGUAAGGUUUUCAAGCAUUGGAGACUGUUGGUCUAUGCCUGCACUGGCACUAAGAUCACCAACUUCUACAAGUCGAAAAAUGGUAUGGUGGAGCCUACCUGUGAGAAGCUGUAUCAGCUUCAAAGCAGAGGUUUCCUGCCUGAUGUGUUGCGCAUGGACAAUGCUGGUGAAAACCAAACUUUGGAGAAGCGUCUCAAGAGCAAGCACUGGAAGAUUCCCAUUGCGGUUGAGUACACUGCUAGGAACACACCUCAGCAGAAC